Molecule: messenger RNA, 222 nt
Organism: Penicillium taxi
Lineage: Eukaryota; Fungi; Ascomycota; Eurotiomycetes; Eurotiales; Aspergillaceae
Exons: 1
Coding region: 1-222 (73 amino acids)
Source: RefSeq, a predicted model, not a curated record
AUGCUCCUGGCCAUGAGCGUUGCUACCAUUAUCGUCGCCGUCACCGCCUUCUGCGAGGCCGAGGCCGACAUCGUCGCCUUCGAGGAGGCAGCCAAGGACAUCAUCGUCAUGCUGGACAAGCAUCCCAGCUGGCCAGCCAGGAGACGGGGCAGGGAGCUGCGGGCACGGCCCGUCUGCAAAGAUAUCCACAUCUUCGAAUCCUGUUCAAGGAGUACCCGUUGA